Messenger RNA from Caenorhabditis briggsae, 1518 nucleotides. Gene Ontology annotation, molecular function: medium-chain fatty acid-CoA ligase activity. Gene Ontology annotation, biological process: fatty acid metabolic process. The record is from RefSeq and is a predicted model, not a curated record. Bases 1 to 1518 code for a protein of 505 amino acids. NCBI's taxonomy places the organism in Eukaryota, Metazoa, Nematoda, Chromadorea, Rhabditida, Rhabditidae. The transcript has 6 exons.
AUGCUCAGUCGUCUAGUCGGCUCUAUCCCGCAGCGUGUCGGAAUCCGUGCAGCUUCGUCUGCUUCAAACAAUAUAGUGAGCCAGGCACAAAUUCAAGCCGAACCUUCGAAAAUUUUAUUCAUCGAUGGCGAGCACAAGACAACGUAUGCAGAAUUCGUGAAACGAGCGGGACAGUAUGCCACUGCUCUCACUGAAAAAUAUAAUAUCAAGAAAGGUGACCGAGUAAUGGCCAGAGUCUCCAAGACGACAGACACAGCUGCACUCUACAUCGCGUGUCUUCAAAUCGGAGCUCUCUACAUUCCAGUGAAUCCGGGAUACACAGAAUCCGAAGCUGCUCACUAUAUCAAGGACGCUACACCGUCGCUCUUGGUAACUUGCAACGAAGAUCUCGAUCAGGUUUUCAGAGAUAGAAUCAGUGUGCUCAACGAGAAUAAGCUCGCAUCGGAAGCUGGCAGCUUGAAUGCCUGUACUACAAUCGAACACGUUGAGACAUCAGAUCCAGCUUCAGUUUGCUACACAUCGGGAACCACCGGCCUCCCAAAAGGAGCCAUUCUAACUCAUGGAUCUCUGUCCAAUAACGCCCAUGACAUUGUUCGUGACUGGGGAUUCACCUCGGAAGACCUUAAUCUACAUGCUCUUCCAUUCUAUCACGUUCAUGGUCUCUACUACUCUCUUCAUUGCUCCCUCUUCUCCCAUUCCACUAUCAUCUGGCGGUCAAAGUUUGAAGUUGAAGACUGCAUUAAAUACAUGAAGAAUGCCACUGUUAUGAUGGGAGUACCAACGUUCUUCUCGAGACUUUUGGCAUCAAAGAAUUUCAAAAAGGAUGCUUUUGGAAAUGUAAGAGUGUUCAUCUCAGGAUCUGCUCCAUUGUCUGUGGCUACAAUCGAAGAAUUCAAGGAGCGAACUGGACAAGUUAUUUUGGAAAGAUACGGUAUGACAGAGGCUGGAGUGAUGACUACGAAUCCACUGAAUGGAGUAAGAAAAGCUGGAACUGUGGGACCAGCUGUCAAAGGAGUUGGCUGCAGAAUUGCUAAAAACGGCGGAAUUGAAGUGAAAACCAAUGCAAUUUUCGCUGGAUAUUGGAAAAAUCCGAAAAAGACAGCAGAAGAGUUCACGGAAGACGGAUGGUUCAAAACUGGAGAUGUUGGACAUUUGGACGAGGAUGGAUACUUGACGAUUGGAGGAAGAUCAAAGGAUAUGAUUAUCACUGGAGGGCUCAAUGUUUAUCCAAAGGAGCUUGAAGAUUUCAUUGACACGCUUCCAUUUGUAAAAGAAUCAGCUGUCAUUGCAUCACCACAUCCAGAUUUUGGAGAAGCCGUUGUUGCAGUUGUAGUUCCAGCAGAGAAAGUGACCGAUGAGAAGGAGUUUGAGAAAAAAUUGAUUGGUAUAAUGAAGAAGAAGGUGGCCAAUUAUAAGGUCCCAAAAAGAGUCAUUAUUCUGGAUUCUCUUCCACGUAACCAUAUUACCAAAGUCCAAAAGAACGUUCUUCGAGACAACUACAAGAAACUGUUCGCCUAA